This is a messenger RNA of Dichomitus squalens LYAD-421 SS1, 687 nucleotides long. RefSeq lists its product as uncharacterized. Lineage: Eukaryota; Fungi; Basidiomycota; Agaricomycetes; Polyporales; Polyporaceae. Bases 1 to 687 code for a protein of 228 amino acids. The transcript has 4 exons. The record is from RefSeq and is a predicted model, not a curated record.
AUGGUAGCUAUUAGGGAUCUGGUUGCUACUGCCACUGCUGGCUAUCUUGCCUCAGGCUACAACUGCCCGAUCAACAACUACGUCCCGUCGUUCCCUUCAAAUCAAACCACGCUCGUCGCACCCUCCGGAGAGCCCAACUUUCUGGGCCUCGCGUUUGGCGUGCAGAACUACACCUGCUCCAACGCGGACACUUACACGAGCAUCGGCGCCGUCGCAGAGAUAAUUGACGUGUCCUGCAUCGCCUCCACCUCCGAGUUCUCGACGAUUCAGAACGACCUCUACACCGUCUGGACGCAGCUCGUCCCGGUGUCCAUCCAGACGGUCAUCGACACCUUCCACCAGCUUAACACCCCCAUAAUUCUCGGCCAGCACUUCUUCCAGCCUAACCCCGUCACCGGCUCGGGCCUGAGCCCCGUAUGGGAUUUCCGCUCGAACCCGCGCUUCGCGGGCAACCGGAACGCGUACGUCUUGGGGGCGGUCAACGGCUCGAUCCCAUCGCCUACCGACCCCACGGACGAUGUCGCUUGGUUGCACGUCGUGAACGUCCAAGGCGACCUCGCUAACGAGAUCUUCCGCUACGACACUGUCGGCGGCCAGCCUCCUACCUCGUGCACCUCCGGCAACGAUACCGACAUCUCUGUCAAAUAUGUUGCGAAGUAUGCCUUCUAUGGCGGCUCGGUCAACUGA